Messenger RNA from Triplophysa rosa, 2860 nucleotides. It is a transcript of the gene cpeb1b, whose product is annotated as cytoplasmic polyadenylation element binding protein 1b. Lineage: Eukaryota; Metazoa; Chordata; Actinopteri; Cypriniformes; Nemacheilidae. The record is from RefSeq and is a predicted model, not a curated record. Bases 84 to 1766 code for a protein of 560 amino acids. Gene Ontology annotation, cellular component: neuron projection; cytoplasm; nucleus. Gene Ontology annotation, biological process: negative regulation of cytoplasmic translation. The transcript has 12 exons. Gene Ontology annotation, molecular function: translation factor activity, RNA binding; mRNA regulatory element binding translation repressor activity; ribosome binding.
AAUUAAGACAAAUUUUCUGUCGAAAGGUUUAAAACGACUAGGAGAAUUAGACCGAGUGUUGUUUUUUCUUUGGCAGUCCCACCAUGGCGUUUUCUCUGAGAGAAAAUCCCAGACUUCUUAACUGCCUGGAUUCAGACAUCCCAGCCCUGUCCACAUGCAGCAAUGCAGACGCGUUCUGCAGGAUGAACACAAUGCUGGGAAAUUCACUGGACCUCAGUGGGGUGUGCACAACUCCUACUGCCAAGUGCAAGCGGGAUCCUUUUCAUGAUCGUCCGGAGUCGGACCUGUCUGCGGUCCGGAGCAGGAUGCUUUUCCCCACCAGUGGCCAGGACUUGUCCAGGGGUCUGCCUGACAUCAAUAACUGGGAUCUGGGCCUACAGUCCCUCAGCUUGUCUGACUGGGAGAGACCGUGGAGCAGCCACGAUACAGAACAUUCUUCACAGACCACCGCCAGCUCACUGCAAAGUGUUUUGGGGGGCACUCCCAGCCAACUCUCAAAGAAGUUACCAAGUUUCUCUGACUCCUCGAUGGGUGCCACAGACUUCCUCGAGAAGUUUCCAGGCAUGGCACGCUUAAAUUCUCAGUCUUUCCUGGACUCUCACUCCAUAAGCCCCAUAGAUUCAGAGACCAGCGGAUUCAGUUCUGGUUCAGAUCACCUCUCAGACCUGCUGUCCUCUCUUAGGAUCUCACCGUCAAUGCCGUUCCUUAUGUCCAAUAUGCAAAGGGAUCCUCUCAAGCUGGCUCUGGGAUCUCGUUUGGACCACAGCAGUUCUCCUCUCACUCCACCGCCCAGUGCCACUCUAAGUGGUGGUCUGUCCCACCGCUGGCCUGGUGCCUCCAUCUGGCCCAAUUGGGACCUGAUGAAGACCCCUGAGAGCCCCUUUAGCAUUGAAAGAGAGGCCUGGCUUCACAGACAGGCAGCAUCCAUUAAUGAAGCUACCUUCACAUGGAGUGGACAGUUGCCUCCCAGACACUACCAAAACCCCAUCUAUUCCUGCAAGGUGUUUUUAGGAGGCGUUCCCUGGGACAUUACUGAAGCUGGAUUGAUAAACACUUUUAAAUGCUAUGGCCCUCUGAGUGUGGAGUGGCCAGGUAAGGAUGGCAAGCACCCUCGCUGCCCUCCGAAAGGUAAUAUGCCCAAAGGAUAUGUAUACUUGGUGUUUGAGUCGGAGAAGUCUGUGCGUGCCCUGCUGCAGGACUGCACUGAGGACCUGCUCCAUCCUGAGGGUUACAGCGAGUAUUACUUCAAAAUGUCCAGCAGAAGAAUGCGCUGCAAAGAUGCACAGGUGAUACCAUGGGUGAUUUCAGACAGUAACUUUGUGAGUUGCCCCUCUCAGAGGCUGGACCCAAGGAACACUGUGUUUGUAGGGGCUCUACAUGGUAUGCUCAACGCCGAGGCCCUGGCCAGCAUCAUGAAUGACUUAUUUGGAGGAGUUGUGUAUGCAGGCAUUGACACAGACAAGCACAAGUACCCAAUUGGCUCCGGACGUGUAACCUUUAAUAAUCAACGUAGUUACCUGAAAGCUGUGAGUGCUGCCUUUGUUGAGAUAAAGACACCCAAAUUUACAAAGAAGGUUCAGAUUGACCCAUACCUGGAGGAUGCCAUCUGUCAAUCAUGCAGUCGUGAGCCUGGGCCAUUCUUCUGCAGGGACAAGACCUGCUUCAAAUACUACUGUCGCUCCUGCUGGCAUAGGCAGCAUUCCAUGGACAUCCUCAGCAAUCACCGCCCUCUGAUGCGAAACCAGAAGAAGCGGGACAUCAACUGAAGCCACGCAUGGCUGCUCUUUGCCUCAGCCUGCUACCCCAGGAGCACUGCUCUAGAGUUGGUCUCCCCCAAAAAAAGCCCUUCCAGGAGUUAGGGCUUGGGGAAACAGUGUAGAAAGUUCACUGUCGCACUUUCUUUUCAGUUUGGCUUGUUCACUUUGGCACUGUACACAGUGAGAUGGGUUAGCUGGGACCCGUGGAUGGGAAGACCCAGAGUUUUUGACUCAGUUGAGAUUUAGGCCAUGGUUGAAGGGUUUUUUUCUUUCUCCUUUAACAGGUUGCUAUUUGUUUUUGGUAAACAUCAUUCUAAAGUCUCAUUGUUUAACAGAUGGAAGCCAUACAGUGCCUUUAAAUUGGUUUUCCCUUCACACUAGCAACUUUUUCAUGGCACUUUUUGCCAGUGUUUUUUACUUUUUUGAGACGCAACUACAAAAGCCAGAUUUUCAUCAUGACAUUUAGCAGUUUUAGUUUUCACAAAUUUUUACAUGAAACAGUUUUAAGGUAUGGCAUGGAAACGGUUGAAUAGCAAUCUACCUGGCGGCUUUUUAAUUUUUUCGUGUUUUUUUGUUUUCUCUGUGUUUUGGGAGUAUAUUUGCAUCAUCAGUGUUCUGUUUGGUAGAAAGAGGUUUGUGCAUAACUUUGCUAAUAGCCAAUCCAGACCAUUUUCAGUGCGUGCCUCCACAAGGCAUUGCUUUUACUGCUCUCAUCAGAUUUCAAAUCAACUUGUAUUAAUCCAAAAUGAGAAUGGCCAUCGACUGCACGUAGUUUUAUUGCACUUUUUAAUUUGCACUUUGUAAAGGGGUAGGUUUUUAAUCACUUGUUAUACAUCAGCAGGUGUUGUGGGUGUGUUCCCAAAUGGUUGCUUGUUGAAUUUAAAACUAUAGACUUCCCUUGAAUGUACCAAGAGCCUUAGCAGACUAAAUGCAAAUAUCACUUUAUUCCAUCCUCUGCUGUAUGUCUGAAUGGAUAACUUCACAUUCAGAUAAAAUUUUGGAAUAUGCAUUCCAUGCAAAGCCAUUUCCAAAGCUCCUGUCGUUCUACCUCGUUGUUUGCUUUAAAGGUGAAGUUCAAUUUUUGACUGCACAAUAAAGGUGUU